Molecule: messenger RNA, 975 nt
Organism: Vombatus ursinus (common wombat)
Lineage: Eukaryota; Metazoa; Chordata; Mammalia; Diprotodontia; Vombatidae
Product: olfactory receptor 11H6-like
Biological process (GO): G protein-coupled receptor signaling pathway
Cellular component (GO): membrane
Molecular function (GO): olfactory receptor activity; G protein-coupled receptor activity
Source: RefSeq, a predicted model, not a curated record
AUGCUCCCUUCUGUCUUCUUCACAGGUCUAGUAGUCUUGAACAUAUCAGAAGGAAACAGAGUGACUGAAUUCAUCCUCCUAAGCUUCCCCUGCCCCAGAGAGAUGCAGAUCCUCCUCUUUGCAGUCUUCUCUCUGACCUAUGUCCUGACCCUCAUGGGGAAUGGGUCCAUCAUCUGGGCAGUGAGGUUGGAUCAGCGGCUCCAUAACCCCAUGUACAUCCUGCUGGCCAACUUCUCCUUCUUGGAAAUCUGCUACAUUAACACCACAGUUCCUAACAUGUUGGCCAACUUCCUCUCUGAGUCCAAAACCAUCUCCUUCACUGCCUGCUUUCUCCAGUUCUACUUCUUCUUUUCCACAGGUGUCACUGAGACAUUCUUCCUAGCUCUCAUGGCUUUUGAUAGGUACCGUUGUCAGCCUCUUCACUACCCCACAAUCAUGACUGGACACUUCUGUAUCAAGCUAGUGCUCUUCUGCUGGGUGACAGGUUUUCUCUGCUUUCCCGUCCCCAUCUAUUUUAUGUCUCAAUUGCCCUUCUGUGGCCCAAAUGUCAUUGAUCACUUUAUCUGUGAUCCAGGCCCCCUCAUGGCUUUGACAUGCAUCCAUGCACCAGGAAUUGAGUUUACUCUUUCUACUAUAACCUCUCUUGCCAUCUUCCUUAAUUUCCUUUUCAUUCUCGGAUCCUAUAUCCUGGUGUUCAGAGCUGUAUUACGAGUCCCUUCAGAAUCUGGCAGGAAGAAGGCUUUCUCCACUUGUGGGUCCCACAUGACCAUGGUCUCUCUGUUCUUCGGAACUGUCUUGGUCAUGUAUAUCACCCCAACAUCAGGACAUAUAACUACAACCCAAAAGAUUAUCACCUUGUGCUAUGCAGUGUUUACUCCACUUGUGAAUCCCUUAAUUUACAGCCUUAGGAACAAAGAGAUGAAGAAUGCCCUAAUAAAAGUACAGAUGAGCAUGAAAAUUUUUCCAAAUAAAUGA